This is a messenger RNA of Musa acuminata AAA Group (dessert banana), 1169 nucleotides long. RefSeq names its product single myb histone 4. Gene Ontology annotation, molecular function: double-stranded telomeric DNA binding. Bases 130 to 960 code for a protein of 276 amino acids. Gene Ontology annotation, biological process: nucleosome assembly. The transcript has 6 exons. The record is from RefSeq and is a predicted model, not a curated record. Gene Ontology annotation, cellular component: nucleosome. NCBI's taxonomy places the organism in Eukaryota, Viridiplantae, Streptophyta, Magnoliopsida, Zingiberales, Musaceae.
GCUGUUAACCCUAAUAUGAGAGGAAGGGCGAGGAGGAUGAAGAAGCGGAGGAAUUAGGGUUCGAUGCUAAGUGAAGAAGAGUUGAGGAGUGGACGGAGAGUGAUUUGACGUGGGAGAGAAGGUAACUCGAUGGGGGCUCCGAAGCAGAAGUGGACGGCAGAGGAGGAGGAGGCGCUGCGCGCGGGCGUGGACAAGCACGGCGCCGGCAAAUGGCGGACCAUCCAGAAGGACCCUGAGUUCAGCCGCUGCCUCGCCACUCGCUCUAACAUCGAUCUCAAGGAUAAAUGGAGGAAUAUGAGUAUAAGUGCCAGUGGCCAAGGCUCUAGGGAAAAGGUAAGGACACCAAAGGCAAAAGGUGUUCCAGCCACCCCAGUAUCUGGCUCUCAGAGCCUUGUUGUCUAUGUCCCUCAUAAAGAUGGAGCACCUGCAAUUUCAGAUCCAACAAAAAGUUCACAAGAGGCAAAAAAUCCUCCUCGGUACACUGCUAUGAUAAUUGAAGCACUUGCAUCUAUGCAAGAACCUAAUGGAUCAGAAAUUGGUGCUAUUUGUAGUUUUAUUGAGCAAAGACAUGAGGUGCCACAGAAUUUUAGGAGGUUGCUUAGUUCAAAGCUAAGGCGGCUUGUUGCUCAAAAUAAAAUAGAAAAGGUUCAAAAGGGUUACAGGCUGAAAGAUUCCUCGUAUGCAACAAAAACUCCAACCCCAAAACAAAAAGAUCCGGCAAAUCGAGCUAGGGUACAUCAGAAUUCCAGCUCAGCAAAUUCGAUAGACCCUAUAGAGGAAGCAGCAAUAACUGCUGCUUACAAAGUAGCAGAUUCAGAGGCCAAAUCAUUCUUAGCUUCUGAAGCAGUCAAGGAAGCAGAGAAGAUCUCAAAGAUGGCUGAAGAGACGGAUUCACUUCUGCUUCUAGCGAAAGAAAUCUUUGAGAGAUGUUCACGGGGUGAAAUUGUCACUAUUGCUUAAGCUGCAUGGAUAGAAUUUGUUGUAUCUUCAGGUAUGCUCUCUGGCUUGCUCAACCGAACCUUUAAUUUCCUGUAGUUUGCUAAUUUAUGGCUGAUGCCGAGAGAUGCAAUUGCAUGAAACCAAUCGGACAUCCAUGCUGGAUAAAAUCUGUAUAUAAGCUCUCAUUCAAUCAGAUUACAAUCAGAUGAUGAUGACUCUUUUUGUUUCAA